Messenger RNA from Hyalella azteca, 3175 nucleotides. Its product is annotated as transcription factor Sox-2. The transcript is spliced from 6 exons. NCBI's taxonomy places the organism in Eukaryota, Metazoa, Arthropoda, Malacostraca, Amphipoda, Hyalellidae. Gene Ontology annotation, molecular function: DNA-binding transcription factor activity, RNA polymerase II-specific; RNA polymerase II cis-regulatory region sequence-specific DNA binding. The record is from RefSeq and is a predicted model, not a curated record. Bases 514 to 1842 code for a protein of 442 amino acids. Gene Ontology annotation, biological process: anatomical structure morphogenesis; cell differentiation; regulation of DNA-templated transcription.
GAGCCAAAUUAAAGGUAAAUAAUAGACGGCUUUCACAGUGAACGGACGUGCAUAGAGCCUGCUCUGUUAUGCCAUUAUAGUGACCUGGCUGCCCCGAUUCACUAUUCAGUCAAUAGUGUAGUAGUGAAGAAACAAGUGCUCUCGCGCGAGGUAUCUGAUGGUAGUGAACAACCAUUAGUGAAGUGUAUUAACUGUGAUAUUCGUAGCAAUCGGUCAAAAGUGUGAAUUUAUCCCUCGAAAAUUUGUUCUCCAAAUCUCCUUCUCAAAUUGCGUCGCAUUGAGCCAUGAAACAGCCAAGUUGUAGAUUUUGUCCUGAGUUUUGCCCGAGUGCAUGAGCCGAGAGGUGUAGCCAUAGCCAUCGGGCGCUCGCAAGGAGACGCCGAGUGAUACCCCGCGUCGGCCGCGGCAGUUGAUAUAUUUUCUCGAGCCGCGUAGAACUGCCCGACACGGCAGCUCGCCUAAACAACCGGCAAGCUGGAUUACUACAGCAGUGCAGCUCUUAAACCUGCAGCCAUGCUUACGCUGGAUCCUUCAGACCUGAAGCAGAGUGCCUUGCACUCUUCUCACUUACCUCCACACUCCUCUCACUCACUGUCUCACAAUCACCACUCGUCCAUAACUCACAAUCAUUCACACGCUCACAACCACUCAUUGUCACACCAUGUGACGCACCAGUCCCUCUCUGCCCUCAAUUCUUCCCUCACAUCGGCAUUACAUUCGCCGCCACCAUCCCUGGGCAGCGUAGGAAGUAUGAGUUCCCACUCUCCUCCUCAAACUCAUGUCCCCAGCUCGAAUAACAACAACAAUAAUAGUACUAACAAUAAUAACUCUAACAAUAAUAACAACGGAACUCCCAACAACACGUCCACCAACUCGAAUAGCAAGAGCGCGGCCGCGAACGCUGCUGCAGAACGCGUCAAGCGACCCAUGAACGCCUUUAUGGUUUGGUCCAGAGGGCAAAGACGUAAAAUGGCCCAAGAAAAUCCCAAGAUGCACAAUUCAGAAAUUUCUAAGCGCCUUGGAGCGGAGUGGAAGUUAUUAACAGAGUCAGAAAAACGACCUUUCAUCGAUGAAGCGAAGAGACUGCGCGCUGUGCACAUGAAGGAACAUCCAGACUACAAGUACAGACCGCGAAGGAAAACCAAGACCCUGAUGAAGAAAGACAAGUACCCCCUAGCCCCCGGUCUACUGCCCUCAGACCCCUCACGUCCUCCUGUUCAGCAAGUUACUAGAGAUAUGUACAACAUGACCAAUGGAUACAUGCCCAACGGAGACUACUCUGACUAUGAUCACGUGGUGCGGUACUACUCGCCUUGGAAAGACGGUUACGGAUACGACAGCGCAGCGGCAUACGGCAGCCAAACCUACCCCUACAUGACCGGUCAAGUGUACGGAGGAUAUGACAUGUCCCGAGGCUACUCACCAACCGCAGCCAGCCCUCCAUCCUACAUGAACGGCACCUACAGUAGUUCCAUGUAUGCAUCAACACCUUCACCUUAUUCAAUGUCCCAGAUGGCAUCGAUGACAUCAGUGGGUUCGCUGGGCUCUUCAGCCUCCCACUCGCCCACUCCCAUCAAGUCUGAGACUCCCACUCUACCCGUCUCGUCCCCGGGCGCCACGAUGCCUGCUAACGUCCCUACUUCGGUGCACCACUCCUCCGCUGCCGCUGCUGCCGCGGCAGCGGACUACCAGUGGUCUCAAGAACGUCAGGAGCAACAGCAAAAGGCAGCAGCAGCGGCAGCCUACAUGAGUCACGCUCAAUAUCACGCGCACGCUGCAGCGGUCACAUCCUCCCACGAUCCUAUGAGCGCGGCGGCGCCCAUGUCUUUAGCGCACAUGUAACGGAGGAUACUAGGACUUCUCUACAAUAGCUUCUCCUACUCCUACCGCUACAAUCACACAUUUUUCUCUGGUAAUAAUAAUCAUUCUAUUUCUUUGGUGCCACAUUUGUUCUGAAAGUAUUUUUGGUGGAAAAUUCUUAAUUUGUUUGCAAUGUUACCGUGUGAGCUAGUUGAUUGUUAUCCCUACACCAGAUGAUUUUUUUGUUGUUGUGAACAAUAUUCACGGGCUUCUUAUUAUAUUGAUUCCGAUAUGAAGAGCUAGAACUCUUUGCCUAAUAAUUGAAAAUUAUUCUAGAUUAUUAUAUUGGUGCUCUAACACCAGCGAAAAUUCACCAGGAAAAAGUAAAAAUUUAUGAUUGGUUUAUUGUAAUUCAUUGUUUCGAAUGUAAACUUUCGCCUCUCAUUGCAACAUUUUGCAACGAGUAAGGCCUUUUUUUCGGAAUGUAAGUACCAUUUGAAUAGUGAGGUAAUUAUUGCUAAUAUUAUUAAAAAUUUCGUUGAUUUUAUCCGUUGAUAACAAAAUCUGUAAUACAUUGCUCAUUUACCAAGGACGUAAGUGUUUGGUUGGUAUAAGGCAUGGGAUAAUUUGAAGAAAACAUUAUCCCACAUGUGAUACCUGGAUUAGCUAUAUUUACCAUUUGUUUCUUGUCUGCUACGAUCAUAUUUUUCACAUUGGAAAAACUCCGAUCGUGGCUGAAAAUUUAGGACUGCGUGCGGAUGAUUGUGUGGGGGUGAAUGUGUCUGUGAUUUCCUAUAUGCCUGAAUAUAUUGUGCUGAGACCGUGGAAUGCAAGGGAUGAGUUAUUUAUGCUUUAAUAUUGUGUGAAUAACACUCUAAAUGUAGAGUGGAGACCUUGGUGAGAGUGUGUGUAAAUUCUUGCUAUGUUCAGUGUUUUGAGAGGAUGCGGUCUCCCAUGUACAGAUAAUGUUUGUAAAUAUAGACCACUCGGCUCCGACAUAGGCGCCAUCUAUCCUUUAAUACCCUGUGUAAUUAUAUGAUUAAAAUCAGUUAGAUUUGUUGUCUUGUAAUUUUGAAUGAAAUACCUAUUUUUACCUAUCAUUUCCGACUGUCGAGUUGCGUGAUGUCAAGCCUGACUAUCUUGAUUGAGUUUCCAUGUCAUCCGUCCCUACACACAGCAUCAAAAAUGAUCAAAGUUGUUGUUAGGAUUUUGAAUCCAAGCCAACCCCCGGCCUAACAUAGCCUUUUACGGACGAUUUUUGUACGAUUUUCAGCCCUCUAAUAUUCCUAUUGUGUAACGAAGAAAAACUAUUAUAUCUGCCGACAUGCUCUGAGUUGAUUUGAUUUUGAUAGACGCGUAUACUAAUUUCUAAUUA